CAGAGCUUGCUGUGGAUGGAGGGGGAGGGGCCGGAGUAUUGCGAGAGGCAGACACGGAGAGACAAGGGCAACCAGGAGAUUUACCGAGGGAGCCUGAGGACCCUGCUCGGCUACUACAACCAGAGCGAGGGUGGCUCUCACACCAUCCAGAGGAUGCUCGGCUGUCACGUGGGACCCGACGGGCGCCUCCUCCGCGGGUACCUUCAGGUCGCCUAUGACGGCAAAGAUUACAUCGCCCUGAACGAGGACUUGACGUCGUGGACGGCGGCGGACACGGCGGCGCUGAUCACCAAGCGCAAGUGGGAAGAGGCUGGUGAAGCAGAGGGACACAGGGCUUACCUGGAGGGCGAGUGCGUGGAGUCGCUCCGCAGAUACCUGGAGCUCGGGAAGGACACGCUGCUGCGCACAGGAACCAGAGCAUUUUGUCACGGAGCAUUAACACACAUAAUGAAAGUGCGCAGUGUGGAAGGACAGAGCCGCCGGCAUCCACAAGCAGCUCCGUCAACUAGGCAACACGACACUCUGCAGCAUGUCUCCAGUGUCCAUCACGGAACACACGGGGAGAAACUGAAAUGAAAAAAAGGAGCAGUGACUUCUGUUAUUUUCUCUGUCUAAAAUCAAACAGGAAAACAUCAACUGUCACACACUAACGGUCUUCAGAGUCCAUCAUUUGUACAAGAGGAGGACUAGGAACCAAACUGCUUACAGAGCUC
Messenger RNA from Meriones unguiculatus (Mongolian gerbil), 713 nucleotides. Its product is annotated as H-2 class I histocompatibility antigen, Q10 alpha chain-like. Gene Ontology annotation, biological process: antigen processing and presentation of endogenous peptide antigen via MHC class Ib; immune response; antigen processing and presentation of endogenous peptide antigen via MHC class I via ER pathway, TAP-independent. The transcript is spliced from 3 exons. Bases 16 to 576 code for a protein of 186 amino acids. Gene Ontology annotation, molecular function: peptide antigen binding; signaling receptor binding. Gene Ontology annotation, cellular component: external side of plasma membrane. The record is from RefSeq and is a predicted model, not a curated record. Lineage: Eukaryota; Metazoa; Chordata; Mammalia; Rodentia; Muridae.